UUUGUAGCUAAUAGAGCAGUCGAAAUUUAAGAUAAAACUAAGAAUUCCCUCUGGCGUUAUGUACCUACAAAUCAAAAUCCCGCGGAUUUGAUUUCGCGCGGCUCUAGAUUUAGGGAAUUACAGGAUUCAACACUGUGGUGGCAUGGGCCUUCAUUUUUACUAAAGGAUAAGAGCGAGUGGCCCACUUUAAAUCCACAUAAUAAGGUCGUAGAAUUGCCUGAAUUAAAAUGUAGUACGACUGCAAUCGUACUUGAGUCUAUUAUUCAUUUUGAACGUUUUUCUAAUUUUAAUAGAUUACAACGAGCUUUCGCUUACGUAAAACGUUUUAUAUUCAAUAUAAAUGUUCGAAAUAUCUCUCAGAGGCGUCUUGGAUCACUAACAGCAGACGAAAUAUCAGUAUCCUUUAAAUCGCUAUGUUUAAUUGCUCAAAUGCAAAGCUUUCCUCUAGAAUACAAAUUAUUGCAAGGCAAAAAAUCACUAAGUUCUAAAUCAAAAUUAUUAAAUUUAUCCCCUUUUAUUGAUAAUGACGGUUUGAUACGUGUUGGAGGACGUCUAAAAUCCUCUAACUACACAUAUGAUAAAAUUCAUCCGAUUUUAUUAGAUUCUUCUCACCAAAUUUCUAAAUUAUUGUUUAAGUAUGAACAUAUACGUAAUAUGCACGCCGGUCCUCAGCUAUUACUAGCAACAAUAAGACAAACAAUUUGGCCUAUAAAAGGUAGACAUCUUGCCCGCACCACCGUAAAUAAUUGUGUUCGAUGCAAACGGGUUCAAGGUCAUACUUUAUUUCCGAUAAUGGGAGAGCUACCUACUCAGCGCAUUACGCCUGAUUUCCCGUUCAAUUCCGUAGGUAUUGACAUGGCCGGUCCAUUUUAUAUAGUUAAUCGAAAGGGACGCGGCGCAAAAUUGUUAAAAUGUUACCUAUGUUUGUUUGUUUGUCUUCGUUACAAAUGUCUGCAUUUGGAGGCUAUAAGUGAUCUUACUAAAGAAGCCUUUAUUAUGACAUUGGAGAGAUUUGUGUCGCGACGCGGAAGGCCGGCUGAAAUAUUUUCGGAUAAUGGGCGCAAUUUUGUAGGAGCGUCAAAGCAAUUAAAUACGUAUAUAGAAAAUUUAAGCAACGCACUGUCUGAUUUUACAGCUCAAGCCAAUAUUAAAUUCAUUUUUACGCCGUCGUACGCUCCUCAUUUCGGUGGUAUUUGGGAGGCUGGUGUUAAGUCAGCCAAGCACCAUAUCAGGCGUGUCAUGGGCAACUCCCAUUUAACCUUCGAAGAAAUUACUACAUUAUUCGCACAGGUGGAGGCUAUAUUGAAUAGUCGUCCGUUGUGCCCAUUAUCUUCAUCUCCCGAUGAUUUUCUUUUCCUUUCCCCAGGGCACUUCCUUAUCGGGAGACCACUAAAUGCGCUACCAUCUGCAAGCUGUGACUCUAAGGAGCCUCAAGUCAAGCGCUACGAACGACUCGAGCAGAUCCGGCAACAUUUUUGGGGCAGAUGGCAGAACGAGUACAUAUGCGAGCUGCAGACUCGAACAAAAUGGAAAUCCAACAUGGCUGCACUUAAGGUCGGAGACUUAGUAUUAUUGAAGGAGGAUUCCAUUUCCCCAUUAUGUUGGCGUACUGAACGAAUACUAAGGUUAUUCCCUGGGCCCGAUGGGAUAUCUCGCGUCGCUGAUGUCAACACUAUUGCCGGAUGUUAUCGUCGGCCUCUUGUUCGUCUCUGCCCUUUGCUAAAUGAAGAAGAAUCUACAAGUUGAAGAACUGCGCCUUCAACGGGGGGGAGUAUGUUCACGCCCGAUAGUUAGUUUGCUAUUUUUAUCUAUCAGGCGUUUGAUUAUUUAAGAUAUUUUUACGUCAUGUAUAAUUAUUGUAGAA
This is a messenger RNA of Aricia agestis (brown argus), 1864 nucleotides long. RefSeq lists its product as uncharacterized. NCBI's taxonomy places the organism in Eukaryota, Metazoa, Arthropoda, Insecta, Lepidoptera, Lycaenidae. Gene Ontology annotation, molecular function: nucleic acid binding. The transcript has a single exon. The coding region runs from base 430 to 1746 and encodes 438 amino acids. The record is from RefSeq and is a predicted model, not a curated record. Gene Ontology annotation, biological process: DNA integration.